This is a messenger RNA of Bombyx mandarina (wild silkworm), 4230 nucleotides long. RefSeq names its product neural-cadherin. Gene Ontology annotation, cellular component: plasma membrane; catenin complex. Lineage: Eukaryota; Metazoa; Arthropoda; Insecta; Lepidoptera; Bombycidae. Gene Ontology annotation, molecular function: calcium ion binding; beta-catenin binding; cadherin binding. Gene Ontology annotation, biological process: multicellular organism development; cell migration; neuron projection development. The record is from RefSeq and is a predicted model, not a curated record.
UCGUCGGCCAGUCGCAUUUUGACGCUAUCGUUGUGUGGUUGUGUCUCGCUCGCCGGUACACAACUACCGAUCGUUCGGAUUUCGAUUUGUAUUUCAUCAAUGUGUGAAAUGUUGGACUGAGAUCGUAAGAAGCAAGUAAGAACAAUGACGCACACCGUGCUGGCGGGAGGAGCACUGCUGUACGCCUUAAGCAUAGUGAUGCAGGCGGGUGCCCUCACCCUGUUGCCACACGAUGUACACCCUGGACAUGCUGUUCGGCAUUUUGUCGGCAACCAUUCCCGAUAUACGCUACUUGACCCUGAAUUCACAUCUUAUUUCACUUUACUCGACAACGGACUUUUAAUGACCACAGCUGAUUUGUCUCCGUUACUAAAUCAACCUAUAGAUCUUGCGAUAUUAGAACAGACGCCUUACAGCAGUGCAGCGCAUUCUGUUCAUAUAUUUGUGAUGGAUCGCAGAAGGAUGCUACAUUUCACACCGAGUGAAGGCGUGAGUGGAGAAAUACCAGAAAAUGCGCCACCGGGAACUAUAGUAGACGUGCCUCUUAUAAAAGCCACGGCCCUAGUAGAUGUCGGGCCCAUAGCAUACAAAAUUAUAAAAGGCGAUGAAGAUGCCGUAUUCACAUUACGGGCUAAAGGUGAUAGAGAUUUGAAUACAGACGUAAGAUCAGUAAUCACCGAUGGAGAUGUCGAGAUAGUUUCGAUUAAACCUUUAGAUACUGAACAAAAGAGUAUAUACAAUUUGAAUAUACAAGCAACUGAUAUUCAUGGCACAAGCAAAGCCAUUUUACCUGUGAAAAUCGAAGUUUUGAAUGAAAAUGAUCACGAACCGCGUUUUGAACAAGAAUUUUAUUAUUUUGUUGUGAGCGGGACUCAAGAUGAAAAUGCACCUAACGGUACGGCUCGAUGGCAGAGGUUCUCAAAGAUUGGCAAAGUGCAUGCUUACGACGCUGAUAAAGAUCGAGUGUAUUAUACCCUAAUGAACCCAAAUAAUUUGGCCGUUAUAGUACCACAGACCGGAGAAUUAAUAUUAGCAGGUGAACCUGACAGUAACGAGGUUGAAUUAAAAGUUCUUGCUCACGACACGGGAGCGCCGCCGCGUGCAAGCAAACCGGCACGCGUUUUUAUUGAGUUCGUGAUUCGAGAUAGAAAAGAUUUACCAGCACUUCACCGUGAGAAGAGACGAGUCACUCGUGCAGUGCGACCUACGAAACGUAUUGAAUUCACGGAAUCUGAUGGAGAAGUUGAAGGGCGUGCCGUAUUUACACUCGAAAAAGAAACUGACCGUGAAACCUUUAAAAUUCGCGACGACAAUCCGUGGGUUGCCGUUGAACCCAGUGGUGUAGUGAAAGUCAAAAAGAAGUGGGACUUCGAAGACUUGGGGCCUGAGAAGACCAUCGACUUCUGGGUGACGAUAUCGAACGCUGGGAACGGAGUGGCCUUGAAGUAUACGGACAAUCAACGAGUAAUAAUCCACGUUAAGGAUGUCAACGAUGAACCCCCGUAUUUUAUCAAUCGUCCGCUUCCAAUGCAGACUGUAGUGCAGCUGAAUGCUGCUCCAAACACACCAGUCUUCACGCUUCAAGCCAGGGACCCUGACUCCGACCAUAAUAUCCAUUACUUCAUCGUUCGAGAUAGAACCGGCGGAAGAUUUGAAGUCGACGAGAGAUCCGGAGUCGUCCGUACCAGAGGGACCGACCCGUUUCAACUUGACAUGGAGUACGUGCUUUACGUCAAAGCGGAGGAUCAGAAUGGUCGUGUCGACGAAAGGAGGUUUCAGUCAACUCCCGAAGAACGCCUCAGCAUCGUCGGCGGAAAGCGAGCUCCGCAGUUCUAUUUGCCGAGUUACGAAGCUGAAAUCGCAGAGAACCAGAAAAAAGAUUCCGAUAUAAUAUCAGUGAAAGCCAAGUCGUUUGCUGAUCGCGAAAUUCGGUACACGCUCAAGGCACAAGGUCAAGGCGCCGGAACGUUCAACAUUGGCCCAACAUCGGGCAUUGUCAAGUUGGCCAAGGAGCUGGAUUUCGAAGACCUACGGCAACCGCAUGUUUAUUCUCUCGUCGUCACCGCUACGGAAGAUUCAGGCGGUUUCUCUACUUCUGUUGAGCUAACAAUUAGAGUAACCGACGUAAAUGACAACGCUCCGAAGUUUGAGCUGCCAGAUUAUCAAGCCCACAAUGUUGAUGAAGAUAUACCUCUUGGCACCAGCAUUCUCAAGGUCAAGGCUAUGGAUGCUGAUUCCGGAAAAAACGCGGAGAUCGAAUAUCUGGUUUCAGAUGAUCACUUCAGCGUCGAUUCGAACGGCAUAAUCACCAAUAACAAACUACUGGAUGCUGACAACAAUAACGCUUAUUACGAAUUUGUAGUCACAGCGAAAGAUAAGGGCGAACCCGCUAAAACCGGAACGGCUACCGUCCGCGUUUAUACGAAGAAUAAGAACGACGAGGAACCAAAAUUCUCACAACAAGUUUACACUCCGAAUGUAGACGAAAACGCAGGACCGAACACCUUAGUCACGACCGUAGUCGCAUCGGAUAAAGAUGGCGACAACGUGAGGUUUGGUUUUGUUGGAGGCGGUACAAGUUCAGGUCAAUUUGUCAUAGAAGAAAUAACCGGUGUUAUCCGACUGCACAAUAAAGCUAUCUCAUUAGACCGUGACAAAUACGAACUCAACGUGACCGCUAUGGACGACGGCGCUUGUUGUGUUAACGGUGACGCCACUAUACACACCUCCACGGCUGUAGUGGUCGUAUUUAUAACAGACGUGAACGACAAUAAACCUAUAUUCAAAGAUUGUCCAACUUACUUUCCGAAAGUAGAAGAGGGCGCGCCUAAUGGGAGUCCCGUUAUAAAGGUGCACGCCACCGACGAGGACAAAGGUGUUAACGGUCAAGUAAAAUAUUCUAUAGUGCAACAGCCCAAUCAGAAAGGAACAAAGUUCACGGUGGACGAAGAAACAGGGGAAGUGUCGACGAACAAAGUUUUCGAUCGCGAAGGCGACGACGGUAAAUUCGUAUCGGUAACGGUAAAGGCAACCGAUCAGGGCGAACCUUCCUUGGAAGGCGUAUGUUCGUUCACUGUUGAGAUUACCGAUGUCAACGACAACCCUCCGCUCUUUGACCGUCAAAAAUAUGUGGAGAAUGUCAAACAAGAUGCCAGUAUCGGCACAAACAUAUUAAGAGUUUCGGCAUCUGACGAGGACGCUGAUAAUAACGGCGCCAUUGUUUAUACACUGAGUUCCCCGUACAAUCUUGCCGACAUUGAAUAUUUUGAAAUCCAACCCGAGUCGGGCUGGAUCGUUCUUAAAAAACCCCUCGACCGAGAAACUUACAAGUUGGAGGCUAUGGCUCAAGACAAGGGUUUCCCGCCCUUGUCCCGAACCGUGGAGGUCCAGAUAGACGUAGUGGAUCGCGCGAACAAUCCCCCCGUGUGGGACCACGUGGUGUACGGCCCGAUCUACAUUCGAGAGAAUUUGCCCGUGGGUGCCAAAGUGGUGUCCGUGAAAGCAAGUUCCGGAAUCGAGAACAACCCUACGGUGUUCUACAGACUGAUGCCGGGGUCAACUGCGCAAACCAAUAAAUUCCACACGUUUUACCUCCAGCAGAGGGCCGACAAUGGUAACACGUGGGCGGAUAUUAAAGUAAACCAUCCUUUGGAUUACGAAAGCAUUAAAGAGUACAACUUAACGAUCAGAGUUGAGAACAACGGUGCGCAACAACUGGCUUCAGAAGCGACUGUCUACAUCAUGUUAGAAGACGUCAACGAUGAAAUUCCUCUGUUUACUGAACGAGAGCAAGAGACCGUGCUGGAAGGAGAGCCGAUUGGUACCAAGGUCACCCAGGUCAACGCUAUCGACAAAGAUGGAACAUUCCCGAAUAAUCAGGUGUACUACUAUAUAGUGGACUCACCUCGUAAUGAAGGGAAAGACUUCUUCGAGAUCAGCAUGCAGACCGGCGAGAUCUUCACUAAGGUGGUGUUCGACAGGGAGAAGCAGGGCGCCUACGCUUUAGAAGUAGAGGCGAGGGAUGGCGCACCGUCGGCGCGGCCUAACUCGGACAACCAGCCCAACUCAGUGACGAAAUUCAUCCGUAUCGGUAUUGCUGAUAAAAAUGACAAUCCGCCGUACUUCGACAAGGAGCUGUACGAGGCUGAAGUCGACGAAAAUGAAGACAUCCAGCACACCGUACUCACUGUCACCGCCAAAGAUCACGACGAAUUGUUGGAAUACAAUUAA